Trifolium pratense (red clover) is the source of this 1139-nucleotide messenger RNA. RefSeq lists its product as uncharacterized. NCBI's taxonomy places the organism in Eukaryota, Viridiplantae, Streptophyta, Magnoliopsida, Fabales, Fabaceae. The record is from RefSeq and is a predicted model, not a curated record. The transcript is spliced from 8 exons. The coding region runs from base 337 to 1059 and encodes 240 amino acids.
UUAUCGUAUUGAUGGUUUACACACCAUACACAAUUUAAUGUUGGUAAAACUAGAUAACUUAGAAAACUUGAUGCAUAAGGCUACACCACCUACUUCAGCAAGAGCUUUGUUGCCAAUGAGUACAACAUAUCCACUGGAAGAUGACAUAUCAAACAUUGUUCUUUACAUUUCAUCUGAUGAUGAUAACAACAUAUUACCUAAAGGAACUUCUGUUCAUAAAGGGUCAUCAAGCAAAAAAAAAAAACAACUUCCACUUAUAAGAAGCUCAAUGUGAAAUCUGUCACUUCAGACUCAACCUACACAGAGUCAUCAAUCCGUUUUGGAUCUUCAUCAAAGAUGACACAUUUGUUUCCAACUGCUACUGACAAUGAAUGCAUGGUGGGGAGGAGGAGGCUAUCUUUUGUGCCCUCACCAAGUUCUAGGGCAAUGCAAAUUCCUAAGAAAGAACCCUUGGAUGCUAAGACUGAAGUGAAGAAUGUUCCAAUGCAUACUAUUAAACACACCUUGUCUAAGUUUAUCAAGACCAACUUUACUAUCACACCAGCCAUGAGUCUAACAGAAGAGGAAGCUCAACUUUCUGCAUAUGUUUUUCACCCUUUUAAUGACCUGGGUGAGAUACUAUUCAAGCUUGAUGGCUUUGAAGGAAUUCGUAAAGAUUUCAUGACCUUGUGUCCUGCAAAAAUAGUUGAAACAGAGAUUGCACACAUGAUGGCAUUAAAGGUUAAUUGGACUCAAAAGCAAAUGUUAACCCCUACAAAGUGGACACUGCCCCCUGCAUUUGUGCAUUCUAUAAACAAAGGAGACACAAUAGAGAAAAUCAUUGAAGAGUAUGCUAAGUAUUGGAUGCCGGAUUUUGAAAACCUCAGCCAUAUCUAUGUGCCAAUUGAAGAUAUUUGUGGCUUGUGGUACCUUAUGGUUGCUUCCAUUGAUGAGAAAAUGUUGUACCACAUUGAUCCAUUCUUCGAAGAACAAAAUGUCAACCCUACAAACAGUCAUUCAAGAUGUGUGGGAAGUGAUCACUCAAAUGUUACGAAGCCCACUCAUCCCGACUCCCUUUAGAGCUGAAACCCUCAAUGGACAAAACUGGACUGUAUCUGACCCAAUGGGCAUUGGAAAAAAAAAGGAUUUUGGUAUGGAGA